GCUCUCUGGGAUUUGUAGUUUGGGGCCCUAGGCGAGGGCAGAGUGGGCGUCCAGCGUGCUGGUGGCCAGGUGUGGGCUCCAGGCGCGAGGGAGCCGGUCAGACUGCGUUAGCUGAGAGAGGCAUCCUGGCAGGGCCCGGUGCUGGAGCGCGGCCGGGCGCACGUCAGUCCGCGCCGUGUUCCCAGCCCCUCCGCAGAACCGCGGUCACGGGUGAGACCCACGCGAGUAAGGCCGCAGCGCCUUGCCGGUCUUCCCCUCGCCAGUGCCCCUGCCCUGCGCGGCAUUGUCCCGAGGCGGUUUUCGGCGGACGUCAGGGACGGAGGGAGACCCCGGAGAGGAACGCAGGGCCCCGGAGCCCUGUGCUGCCGAAAGAUACGGGCUUGGGAAGAAGGUCGGGGAGGAGACCUGGGCAAAGCUCCCCCAAGCUCUAGGGCAGAACCGGGAGCCUGAGGAACUGGCGCAGCUCCGCAAUGCUCGCAGCCCACGGGUUCAUUCACCUCGGAUUUGCCAGGGAGAGUCGCCCUGUUUGAUCCAAAGCCCCACGGAGAGGGGAAUCUGCUCUUCCCUGAGCAGAGGACAUGAUCAAGUUCCAGGUGAGCUGGGGUUUCUCCUGACAUGCCUUGUGUCUGACACUAGACAUAAGCUUGCUUUCUCCGGAGGAAGGAACCAGCAACACUCAAGGAUGUGUCUGUGGACCCAAUGGAGGAAGAGCAGGGGUGCCCAGGCCCUGCCCAGAGGAAACAGAAGGGUGCUGUGACCCUGCGGGGCUGCAGGAACUUGGCGGAGACUCAAAAGAAUUCUGUGGCAUCUUUGAGACAAAGGACAGUCGGACCUGUCACACAAGUUUCCUGCAGCUGAUUUCAGAGAUCGUGGCCAGUUAGCACCUGGGAAUGGAGACUGUAUUGUGACUCAGGGGAAGAGCAUAGGGGUCCUGGGCUAGAUCCCUCCCAGAAGUGAGGAGAAGCAUCUUGUCAUAUUCCAGAAACAACAACAGUUUGGUGAUUCUUCAGUGACUUUGCAGACACUGAAAGUGAAAACUACCUGUCUUUGGCAGCCCCAAGCAAGAUGGCCACACAAGACUCCCCUGGGAAGCUGUGUAAGAAUGAGCCCCAGGAUCCUUGGGAGAGCGGAGGUGUCUUUGCACCUGAAGAGAGCACCAAGAGCCAGGUGAUGAGGGAGCAAAGGCCUACCAUGGCCCGGGGUUCUGAAAACCUGCAAGUUAAACUUACGUCCGACAGUACGGAGCCAGCGUCGCCACUGGUUGGUGGUGAAGCCACUUGCCAGAGUAGGCCAGUGAAAGAAUCUUCAGAUCCCUUUGUCCGUAACUGCAAAGACAUUUCAAGAUGGAAGUCACGACUGGUCAGCUGCAGACACCAGAGAGCUCACCCAGAGCAGAAGUCCUGUCACUGUGGUGGGAAGUUGCUGCACACCAGCCUAGAUACUGAUCUCUACACAAAGAUCCACCCUGCAGAAAAGCCACACAAGUGUAACCAGUGCAGAAAAGACUUCAGUCAGAAGUCAGAGCUCCUGCGGCACCAGCGAUGCCACAUGGAAGAGAAGCCCUACACAUGCAUGCAGUGUGGCAAGGGCUUCACCAGGAGCUCCAGCCUGCUUGUCCACCAGGCCAUCCACACUGACGAGAAGCCCUACAAGUGUGACAAAUGCGGCAAGGGCUUCACUAGAAGCUCUAGCCUGCUCAUCCAUCAUGCAGUCCACACUGGCGAGAAGCCAUAUAAGUGUGACAAAUGCGGCAAGGGCUUCAGCCAGAGCUCCAAGUUGCACAUCCACCAGAGGGUGCACACGGGGGAAAAGCCCUAUGAGUGCGGAGAGUGCGGCAUGAGCUUCAGCCAGCGUUCCAACCUGCACAUCCACCAGCGGGUGCACACUGGGGAGAGGCCCUACAAAUGCGGGGAAUGUGGCAAGGGCUUCAGCCAGAGCUCCAACCUGCAUAUCCACCGGUGUAUCCAUACCGGUGAGAAGCCCUACCAGUGCUACGAGUGCGGCAAGGGCUUCAGCCAGAGCUCAGAUCUCCGCAUCCACCUCCGGGUGCACACAGGGGAGAAGCCCUACCACUGUGGCAAAUGUGGCAAGGGCUUCAGCCAGAGCUCCAAGCUCCUCAUCCACCAGCGUGUGCACACAGGGGAGAAGCCCUACGAGUGCAGCAAAUGUGGCAGGGGCUUUAGCCAAAGCUCCAACCUGCACAUCCACCAGCGCGUGCACAGGAAGGACCCGGAUCUGUGACGCGGCUGGAUCAGGUCUCUAAUGCUGUGAGGACUUUCAUGUUUCUAAUGUAUCUCUUACCUUUCUACUCCUCAAAGGAGAAAGAUGAGAGUCAGUCAGCUAUGUGCCCUCACUGAAAAGUCAUUCAUUCAUUCAAAGCGCCAAGCACUUAGUUAAGCUGCACAGUGGGUGGGGGUGUUCUGGUCCCUCACGUGGGAUAGAGUGGAACGUCUGUAUUUCAGUUCAGCCGGUGUUAUUAGAACUAUAUAUCCACCUAGAAUUUUUAACUGCGAGAACUUUAUAAUUUAUUUGUCCAGGUAGGGCAUGUUUUCCUUUGUUCACAUUUUGUGCAGAAUUGGUACUCUUGUUUUUCUUCAGAUGAUGUGCCUUGUGUUUUUCAUAUCUUCUUUGAGUUCCCUGCCCUAAAUUCUGAUUAUAUAUUACAUCCAUUUUAAGCUGGGAGGGGUAAAGGUUGGUGAUACAGUGGACAUCAAAAUCACCAGUGUUUAAUGCCAACAUGUACAUCAGUCUGUGGCCACAGUAAAGAGCUGGAGAAGAGUUA
Chinchilla lanigera (long-tailed chinchilla) is the source of this 2782-nucleotide messenger RNA. RefSeq names its product zinc finger protein 239 (gene Znf239). NCBI's taxonomy places the organism in Eukaryota, Metazoa, Chordata, Mammalia, Rodentia, Chinchillidae. The coding region runs from base 1066 to 2241 and encodes 391 amino acids. Gene Ontology annotation, molecular function: RNA polymerase II cis-regulatory region sequence-specific DNA binding; DNA-binding transcription factor activity. The record is from RefSeq and is a predicted model, not a curated record. The transcript is spliced from 4 exons. Gene Ontology annotation, biological process: regulation of transcription by RNA polymerase II.